AUGAAGUUCCUCACACCUCUUCUCAUGCUGGCGGCCUCCGCCCUCGCCGCUCCAGUGGCCAAGACACAGACACCCAACCUCUUCCGCCUGAAGACCACCGGCGCCACCAACACCGUACACAACGACCUCUACGUCUACGGUUACCACACAGGCGCCGGCCUGAACGACGCAGUCCUAACCAAGGACGUAGGCACAGCCAGUUCAGCCUACCUAAACGGUACAAACGUCUUCUUCGACUACAAGACAGAGUUCCCAUGGGGAAUGAAAGCCAUCGGCAACACGAACUAUGCCUCGUGGGAACCUAUUGAGAUCAACGCCGGUACGGGUAGCGACGGGUUCUCCAUUCAGAAUGGUCUCUUCCAAUGGUCGGAGGAUAUGGGCUUUGGUGGCUGGCUCGUUUGUGACUGGUUCCACAAUGCGCCUCAGCUCUUCUACUUAUACAAGUACUACGAUGCUAUUAUUCCCUCCAGCUGCAGCAAGGUCGAGUUGGAGGCUGAGUACACGAAAUAG
Molecule: messenger RNA, 510 nt
Organism: Penicillium canescens
Lineage: Eukaryota; Fungi; Ascomycota; Eurotiomycetes; Eurotiales; Aspergillaceae
Exons: 3
Coding region: 1-510 (169 amino acids)
Source: RefSeq, a predicted model, not a curated record